GCGGAUUUUUAGACCAGCUGCUUCACUUCAAGGUCGUGACUUGUAGUUGCGCCGACGUAGAUUCUAUUUGCGCAUAUUUCUCUGAUUUGAGAAUGCGCGCUGCACUUCGUGUCGUGCACAGAGAGUGAGUUGUAGAUCCGUCUUCUACUAGCCAACGAAAAAAUAACGAUUGACGACAGGAUGAGUCGCUCCCUGUCUUCGCCCAAAAACGGAGGCGCGGUAUCGUCUUGUUCAAAGCUGCAAACGCUAAAGCUUUUGUCCCAGCAGAAAAAUUUCACCUACCCGACUGGCGCCCUCCACCUCCCCGCGUGGCUCCGCGUUCUGCUGAGUGCCACGGUCUUCUGCUUUGUGUUGAUUCACGCCCAGAGAACGCGGAUUUUUCGUGGCUCCGUGGAGAAGGACAAAAAAAGGGCCGCGGAACGUGAAAGGCAGCUGCUCGAGAUUAAGGAAAAAGAGGACCAGGAGCUGCAAGCCAGUACAUCGAAAACUGAUCACAAAGUGGAAGAUGAUCAACAUCAUGCGAGUGCUCACGACGCAGCAGGAUCUCCUGCUGCUCCGGCCACGACGUCCUCCUCCGCACAAGAGCUUUCUUCCGCACCCGGAGGGACGACCACUGCUGUUGUCGCGGGGCCCCCGCCCGAGUCUGCGAUCCGGGUCUUGCCGCCCGUGGAAGAGGGGGACGUCGUGAUGAAAGAAUCCUCAAAGGAGAAGGACGCAGACUCUUCUGGAGAUGACAAAAACUCCAACGCGCCGCCUCCUGCGACCCUCGAUGCCGCAGACGCAUCUUCAGCGAGCAGUACUAUGGAAGCGUAAAAGCGACGACCAUGGAUGAUCCACUUUGCUAUCAGUUGGCAGAUCUUCGUGAAAAUGGAUGGAGGAGAAGUAAAUUCACCCUACAACGCAAACAUGCCGCAGAUGACAUCUUCAGGCUUAGGAAGCUCUUCAUGCGACGCUGCUCUUGAUGUUGUAUGCAUUAUACUUUUCGCUGUAAUUUGUCAAUCAUGCGCCAGCUGCAAUGAAUUUGUUGCGUGGACAUGAGAUUUUAUGGCGGACUUGGACGUUUUGUGGCGUGGUCUCCGCGAGAAGCUAAUGCAAGAAGCACAGCUGAUACAAGUACGUGAGACAUCGGGUUAUGAUUUUUCGCUUUUAUAGAGAGCAGCAACGGAAAUGACCGCGCCGGAGAGACAGACACCGCGACACCGUCGGCUCCGCUGGUUCCGACUGCCAAGAACGACAGAGUAUCUUCACCACCUGCGGGAGAUGCAGACCUCUCUUCUGGCGCGGGGGCCACGAAGGCGGGCGACAAUGCAGCCCAAGACUCCAAAAAAGAACCCGUCAACGACGGUGAAGACCUGCUGGACGAUGCCAGCAAAAAACUCGACGAGGCGACGGAGCACCUGGACCAAGCGGGCCAGAAGAUCACGAGCUUUUUUUACUCACUCUUCGGCAACAGCGAGGAAGAGAAGAACAAAGCUGCGUCGUCGCAAAGCAAGACGAACCCCCUCACCAGCAGUGCGGAUCCGCGGGACCUGACGGCCUUCAUGGAGUACGCCACGGUGUCGCAGGACGCUCGGCCGCCGAACUUCGCGAUCCGCAUCGACAACCUGCCGGUGGCGGAAAUUACCGUGGCGAAGACGCUGUUGCAGGAGACGCUUUGCCCGCUCGCGCUCGAGUCCCGCGGGGUGAUGGAAAUUAUGAGCACCGCCGCCACGAGCCCAACGGAAGCGCUCGCGCAGGUCGCAGACGGCGGAGACAAAAAGUGCGACGUCGUGCGGGUAGAGGACAGCAAGGAAAUUCAUUCCUCCGCAUCUCUGUCUCGUCAACCACGACACCUGGUAACGCUAUACUUCAAGCUGUCCCCGAAUAAUCUCAACAAGCCCUGGUAUCCAGAAAUAAAGACCCAUCUUCCCCAUCCAGUUCCAAUUUGUCACUCUUGCAGCCAGGCACAACAUGCAUAAAAUUCUUUUCUGCGUGCCGUGUCUGUCAUGCAAAAAAAAGGAUGGGGAAGAUGUUGCGUGUUUUUUCCUGGAUACCUGGCCCGACGAGGUGAUUAUGACUCAGCUGAACACGAAACUUCGGCUCUUAACCAGCGUGGAAAUGCGCACGAACGAGGGCGAUUGGUGGGAAAUGCCGCCAAAUGUUCCGGCGGUCGUGGUACAGCCGUCGUCGACGGGGGCCGCGGCGGGAGUAUGCAUUGCAAAAGGUCAUCCAGUUGUCCCGUCGUCGUUCUAAACCACGUGCUAGAAGAAGGAAAUAAGCCUCCUCCCGAGCUGCAAAUUUCGUCUGAGAAGAUCUGUUUUGCUCUAGGUCUAGAUGAAAGUCUUGCUUCUGUCCUUCCAAUGAAAAAAUAUCCAAUUUCGGUUUGUAUGUAAGUACAUUUGUUUGACAUGAGAUGAAACGGUAUCGAUUAGUUACAACCGCAGUGCACUUUUGCAAAGGAAAAGAGGCGGACGGUGCCAGCACUUCGCCGAAAGAUCUGGUCGAGAAAUCCAACGAGGCCCUGACCAACGCGAUCCGAGCGCUAGACGCGAAGGUGCGCGGCGGAAAGAGCGACGGCGGCGGUACUGAUGCAGCGGACGAGGACGAGCUAGUUGCAAUGCAAAGUCCCGCCAUCACGUUGGCGGCCUUCAACAGCCUCCGCGAGGGCGACUGCGUUUUGACGCGCAAGCAGCAUUUGUACUACGUGCUCGCCAGUCCUUUUGUGCAGGGCAGCAACGGGGUGUCCAGUCGGAAUCAGCUCCUGCCGGUCCGCUGCGUGAACGUGGACAUGGCGAACAAAAACGGUUACGGUUUCUGCGCCGACCGGCAACCCAACGACCUCCGGUUCGACCCGAACAGCGCGGUCCCGGAGAAGUUUCCGCUACACGCGCGCUGGAAGCAAAACGGCAAAGAGGAGAAGGACCUCGAGGGGAUCGCGACAGGAUCGCGUCGUCUUACAGAUGAACGCGCGCAAGAACGACGACCAGAAACAGAACUACAAUCCCGACCAGCAAUGAAGCAGAAGAACACGAACAGUCCUGUCGUUGCCAUUUGGAACAUGUUCCGCCCAAUCCAGCUUCGGCGAGAAAUGAUUCUGAAAAAAGCUGGCUGCGAAACCAACCUCCGAAUGGACGCAAACGCCGCAGGUCGUGGUGGGAUGAAAAGCACCAGUUCAUCCUCUGCGUCAUUUGCCCAGCUGGAAGACGGCUAUAACAGUGCACAACUCCCCCUCCCCCUCAUUUGUGAUGCAAAAUCCCAACCACGUCCAAGCGCAAGCUUUGCCUCUUGGCACUGUUUGCAUGACAAGUUGGUUCUGGCAGUACAAUCCUGUGAAAAUUUGUCAUGCAAAAGCUGCACUCUUGCAGGCCCUUCUACUGCUGUUCAUGCAAUACAAAUGAGGGGGAGGGGGAGUUGUGCAGUCUCAUAACGGCGAGCACUCGUCUACGAAGAGCUCGACACAGCAGGACGACGACCUGUGGCAGCAAACGGACCCCGGCGGCCUCGUUUACCAAGCCGCGGUGCUGGUCGGCGAUUUCGGCCAGAAGAUGGCGGAAGUCGGGAACAAGGUUGCUGAACAAAUUCUCGACAAUUUUGACAUUUACAGCACCUAGCUUUCUCCUCGACGGAAACAGGAGUAGAAUUUGACUUCCACCGCAAAGGGCGGCCGCGGAAGUUCAGUACGUACACUUACAUGAUUGGUCCACUUGGCAGAAAGUUAGGUGGUCAAUAACCAUGGGCGGGGUUUAGCUGGUUCUGUGCUCCUACGCCGUAAAAUAAAGCUACCACAAGAACACGAUCGGAACCAGAUAGACAUAGAGCCACCGCGGUGAUAGCGACGUUUUUCCAUCACUAUUUUGAACUCUUCCUAUUAAGAAAAUGAAAAAGUGCGAAAUUCAAUAGAGGAUGGUGAAACGGACUCAGAUGUGCACCGUGAAACGGGCUCAGAGUUCCUUUUUCCCCGUCCCGUAGUGGCAAGAAUUUAUUUUUGGACCGCAUCAUUUUCACCAACUACAAGAAGCAGACGCUGAGGCUGAAGAGAAGAGAGCGCAAAUCAAAGUGUUUUCUGAAAAGAAAGCGUGUCCUCCAUCGGACGAAUCACAGCGAU
Molecule: messenger RNA, 4084 nt
Organism: Amoebophrya sp. A120
Lineage: Eukaryota; Dinophyceae; Syndiniales; Amoebophryaceae
Source: the annotation of a GenBank genome assembly